Molecule: messenger RNA, 3043 nt
Organism: Rosa rugosa (rugosa rose)
Lineage: Eukaryota; Viridiplantae; Streptophyta; Magnoliopsida; Rosales; Rosaceae
Product: G-type lectin S-receptor-like serine/threonine-protein kinase RLK1
Exons: 2
Coding region: 1507-2802 (431 amino acids)
Biological process (GO): recognition of pollen
Source: RefSeq, a predicted model, not a curated record
AUAUUUCCAUACAACUCAACAUUUAUUGGGUUGGUACAUUUGACAUCCACUAAUUGAUAGAUCCAUUAUAUUCCAUUGAAUCAUUGAGCUUGAGCUUGUGGUUUCGGACUUUCGGUGAAUCGCCUUCACUCUCCGGAGGGAAUUGCAUAGUCAAGAGGAACUAAGUGCUGGUGAUCAGAGUGUGGGGACAGUUAUUGGGUUUAUGGGCCUAUGGCAUCUUGACCUAAAAACAUUGAUUAAGUGAAGAAGGACUAGGGACCUCUACUACCCCAUUAAGGAUCAUAGCAUUUGACAUUGCAUUUAGCCUUGUAUUCUUUUUUGAGAAACUAUAUGUUAAUCACUUAGAGCUUAUGGUAGCAUUAAGCAACUUAAUUUGGACCAAAAAAAAGUUUGCUUCUCCAUUUUUUAUGUGUUUCUGUUUUGUAGUGUACGUAGUUGUUGUUUCUGAGAUAAUAAGGAAUCAUGCUUGAUGGAUUAUGAAGUUUAAUAAACCUAGGGGAAGGAUAUGCUACUAGUUAUAUGAUAGACAGAGAAUGCUACACAACUGCUCUUUUGGUAUCAAUGGAUAUUUCUAUUUUGGAUUGUUAUCAAGCUCAAUACUUUUCUGACUUUAUCACACUGUUUAGAAAUUAGUUGGAGCAAUAAUACCCAUGAUAGGUGAUAUCCAGCUACGACAUUGCAUUUUAUAAGGUUGGAAAAGUAUCUUAUUGUUUGGGAGACGACAUUUUUGAUUUUCAGAAGUGCGAAUCUUCCAUACCAAGUCAAUCUCUUGUAGUCUUUCUUGCUUGCAUUUUUUAUUUCAUUAUUACAGUUGAUCCUACUAUGAGAACAAUAAGUUCAGAUUUGAGUCAUUUAACAGCACCUUCUUUUUUAUCAUUUCUAUUCACACACCUUUUGGUUGUCCAUGUCCUCUUCUCUGUAUUUUUUCUUUGCCAGUAUUAAUUAAUUUGCUUCUUGUCUUUCUUUGUGGUACCUGUUUCUUUGGUUUGAAAUUAUUGGUAGUUUGGUCCGUUAAGUUAUGAAUAUCCUGUGAGUCUUAUUUGUGAGUCUGUUAUAUCCUAAAGAAAAAAGAAAGGUUGAUCGUCGACGUACAUAAUAUCUUAAGACAGGUCAGCAUGAAAAAUUCUGAAAAUAAAUGAAAAAUGAUCGAUUUAAAUACUUACAAGUUACAAUAUGAGCAUAUUGGUACCCUCGUUUGUUUAAUGAUCAUACCCCAUAAUCAGGUCAGUUGACCCCAAUAACCCUUUCUUCUAUCCCGUUAUUUUUGAGUGAAGAUGCAACUUUAACCAUAAUGUUUCUCGAGUUUUUCUUCAAGAGAAGGGGGCAAGAUGUUUGAUGCAAUCCCUCAGAGGGUGUUCCAUUGUCUCUUCAAUUUUCAUCAAGGGUGGAGGUGCAAUGUCCUUGAAGUCUGAGAGGCAUUUCAAAAGUCCACGACAGGCAAGAAGAUGCCUGUAGAGACGUCACUACUGAUAGUGACGUAUCCGUAGUGACAAACUCUUGGAGCAAAUGGAAGUGGCUUUUACUGUACGACUGCUUUUGCUGCUUAUUUCCUCAUUGUUUCUGGCCUCAAUUUCUGUGGAUAAAAUAGCAGUGGGUGAUUAUCUCUCUGCAACUGCAGGUAACAACUCCUCAUGGCUUUCCUCUGGUGAUUUUGCCUUUGGAUUUCGCCAUCUUGAAAACAGUGAAUUUUUCUUGCUUUCUAUUUGGUUUGCCAAGAUACCAGACAAAACCAUAGUUUGGUACGCAAAUGGAGAUAGGCCUGCACCUAAGGGAGCAAUUGUGAACUUGACUUCCAGCAGUGGAUUAGUGCUUACAACUCCUCAGGGUGAACAGCUAUGGAGAUCUGAACUAACCAUUGCUGGUGUUGUUGCUCAUGGGUUUAUGAAUGAUAAGGGUAACUUUGUUCUGGAAGAUGAGAAGUCAGAAAAGUUAUGGGAGACAUUCAAGAAUCCUACUGAUACCAUGUUGCCUGGGCAAAUAAUAGAAAGAGGAGGUAGACUUUCUUCUCGACAAUCAGAGACUAACUAUGCAAGAGGACGCUUCCAGAUAGAUUUUCAAGAAGAUGGGAAUCUUGUGUUUAGUGCCAAAAAACCUUUUUAUUCUACUGCAACUACCAUGGGGACUGUUCCAGGUAGUGAAGGUAAACAAUUGGUUUUCAAUGACUCCGGCAACUUCUAUAUUCUGCGAGUGAAUGGUGGAAGAUUCACUUUCACAGCAGAGGAACGCCUAGCAAGGGACUACUAUCUCAGGUCAACUCUCAACUUUGAUGGGGUUUUGGCUCAAUAUUUUCUCCCUAAGUCUUUUGUUGACACUGUAAGCUGGAAACCUCUUUGGUCAGAACCAGAUAACAUUUGCCAGAAAGUUGAUUCAGGUGCUGGUGUAUGUGGGUACAACAGCAUCUGUACUCUGAAAACAGAUCAGAGGCCAACCUGUAAAUGCCCAAGGGGAUACUCUUUGCUUGAUCCAAAUGAUCCGUACGGGAGCUGCAAUCCAAAUUUCAGUCGUGGCUGUGAAGAUGAGCCUAGUUUUUCAAAAGAUCUCUUUGAUGUUCAGGUGCUACCAAAUACUGACUGGCUUACCCCCGGUUAUGAGCUGUUAAAUGCUUCUACUGCAGACAAAUGCAAUCAAUAUUGCAAGCAAGAUUGUUUGUGUGAUGUUGCUAUCUACCGCAAUGAAACCUGUUGGAAAAAGAAAUUACCUCUCUCAUAUGGGAGAGAAGACAGUAGUCUGAAUGCAAAGACUUUCAUCAAAUUCAGGAAGGAUAAUUCAACUCUACCGGCUCCACCAUGUCGACCUCCAUAAAAUGGAGCAGGCUGAAACCUGUUUGGUUUUUGUUGCAGGCAAGGAUUGACAGUGUUAGCUCUUUGUGUUUCUUAUUGUUUUUUUUCUGUAAUUUUGUUCUGCGAUCACUUGGAUUUUGUUUGCCUUUGAUCAUAAGAGAUCAAUAUGAUUUCGUUAGAAAUAAUGAGGCGUGAUUAGAAAACAUAAAACUGUUGACCUCAUCAAUCCUUUAUGAGUGAAAAAAUAAUAAGUUCCUUUUCUU